Messenger RNA from Trematosphaeria pertusa, 721 nucleotides. Its product is annotated as mitochondrial succinate dehydrogenase cytochrome b560 subunit D. The record is from RefSeq and is a predicted model, not a curated record. Gene Ontology annotation, cellular component: membrane; mitochondrial envelope. Gene Ontology annotation, biological process: tricarboxylic acid cycle; mitochondrial electron transport, succinate to ubiquinone. The transcript is spliced from 3 exons. Gene Ontology annotation, molecular function: ubiquinone binding; heme binding. The coding region runs from base 10 to 600 and encodes 196 amino acids. NCBI's taxonomy places the organism in Eukaryota, Fungi, Ascomycota, Dothideomycetes, Pleosporales, Trematosphaeriaceae.
GCAGCAGCAAUGGCCUCGAUAAUGCGCCCGGGCCUGCUCAGGCAAGGCCUCCAGAGCCCCGCCGCCUCCCAGCGCAUGUUUUCGACCAUCACGAGCUCGUCCAUCAGACAGACCUCGCCGUUGGUCCAGAAGCUCCGGCCGGCCCUUGCGCGCUCAGCGAUCCCCAAGUCGACGAGAAUUGCCGCCUUCCAUGCGACCCAGCGCCAGCAGAUCCUCCCGCCGCUGCCCCAGAAGAUCAAGGGCACGUUGAACGACCCCACACCGAUUCCUGAUCCCGCGCCGGUACAUGGAAGCUAUCACUGGAGCUUUGAGCGACUCGUCGCUGUGGGCCUCGUUCCUUUGACGCUAGCUCCCUUCGCGGCCGGAUCCCUCAAUCCAGUCAUGGACUCCAUUCUCUGUGCUCUACUGGUUGUCCACUCGCACAUUGGCUUUGAGUCCUGCAUCAUCGACUACAUUCCCAAGCCCCGGAUCCCCGUCGCCCGCAGCCUCGCCAUGUGGGCUCUACGAAUUGGCACCAUUACCCUUGGCGUUGCCCUUUAUUCUUUCGAGACCAACGACGUCGGUAUCACCGAGGCUGUAACGAGGCUCUGGCAUGCUUAGCAGCCCACUGUGUAAAUACAAAUAGAGGGAUUCUGGCGUGGAAAUUGAACCAGUUUGGAGCGCCGUGCAAGGCAGGUCGUGUGAGGAUUACAUGUAUCAGAACGCCAAUGUGAAAUGCCAG